Microthlaspi erraticum is the source of this 1182-nucleotide messenger RNA. Lineage: Eukaryota; Viridiplantae; Streptophyta; Magnoliopsida; Brassicales; Brassicaceae. The record is from the annotation of a GenBank genome assembly.
AUGGAAGCAACGAGUGCUUCAUCGUCACUGGUAAACGACGUCGCCGAGGAAAUUCUCUUGCGACUUCCAGUGAAAUCACUAUUCCGAUUCAAGUCUGUCUCAAAAAAAUGGAGAUGUAUGAUCGAGUCUCGCUCUUUCGCAGAGAGACACUUGAAGAUCGCCGAGCGAUCCCACGUGGAAAAUCCCAAAGUCAUGGCCAUCAUCUCCACAGAACGUAACGCGUAUCAUCUAGACACUGACCUUUGUUUUAAGACAAUCUGUUCGGAAUCUGCUUCUCUUCUGUCCUCCACCAUAGUCAAUUUCCCUCAAGGGUUCGAUCACUGGAUCAACGUUUCUGAAAGCUGUGACGGCCUUUUCUGCAUCCAUUCCUACAGAUUACAAUCUAUAUAUGUAGUGAAUCCAGCCACACGGUGGCUCAGACAACUUCCUCCGGCUAGGUUUCAGAUUUUGAUGCACAAGUUUACACCCAUGAUUGGACAAGUUUUGGAACCCUUCCACAUGAUUGCCAUAAAAUCAGUCAGUCAUCUAGCAUUCGUGAAGGCGGAUGAUUACAAAUUAGUGUGGCUGUACAAUUCCGAUAAGUAUAACUCUGAUGCAUCCAGUCCAAACGAGGGACUUACCAAUUGCGAGGUUUUCGAUUUUAGGGCAAACGCUUGGAGAUACUUGACUUGCACUCCAAGCUAUCGUUUAUAUUAUAAACAGAGGCCAGCAUCUGCAAACGGGUCGGUUUAUUGGUUCACAGAACCAUACAAUGGCGAGAUCAAACUAGUAGCUCUCGAUAUUCACACCGAAACAUUUCGGGUGCUGCCUAAGAUUAACCCUGUUAUUGCUAGUUCAGAUCCUGACCAUAUUGGAAUGUGCGCUCUAGAUAAUGGUUUGUUCAUGUGGAAAAGGGAACCCGAGACCAUGGUCGAAUACAUUUGGAGGCUGAAACCAUCACAAGACACAUGGGAGAAUAUUUAUACCAUUGACUUGCUUUCUUCUAAUCCUCGGUGGCUUUACGAUACACCUAAUCGGACAGUACUGGUGGCGGUAUGCAAGAAGGAGAAGAUCUUGCUCAAUUUUCGCUAUGGCAAAGACCUGAUGAAAUAUGAUCCCCAAACAAAAUCUUUCUCUCCCAUUUUCAAAGAUUCUUGUAUAAAGUAUGUUCCUUACUUUCAAAGUCUCAUCUCUCAUAUAUAG